GGCAUGAGGGACUGGAGGAUUGGAGAGAUAACAUUAAAGAAGUAGAGCACAGCUACAGACACAAAGCAACGCUAAACUGAGGAGCCUGUAAAGAUGCCUAACGCCACCAUCUAUGUGCCGGAGUUCGUUCUGCACUGCGCCAUUGAAGAGGACAAGAUGACUUUUACCAUCGUGGCUCUUGCCCUGAUCUACGUGGUGACUCUCUUUGGAAAUCUGCUGGUGAUUGUGGUCAUAAUAUUAAACCCUCAUCUCCAGAACCCCAUGUUCCUCUACAUUUUCACCCUAGCAGUGAUCGAUGUGGUGAACAGCACCAACCUCAUCCCUCAAAUGCUGGCCAUCCUGGUGUUUAAUGACACCAUUGUCCCUUACGGGCCCUGCUUGUUUCAGGUCUCGGUGGUGUACCAUCUUGGGUUAACGGAGGGAAUUCUUUUCCCUGUUAUGGCAUGUGAUCGCUAUUUAGCAGUUGUGUACCCCCUAAGAUAUCCUUCCAUUGUUACAAAUAAGACGACUGGACUCACCAUCUUACUAGUGAAUAUAUUAGCUGCUGCCAUUCUCGUCCCAUACAUGGUGUUUGCUAGAGAACUUUCUUUUUGUCGCACUAACGUCUUGCCCUACUGUUUCUGUGAUUUUGUUACAAUGAUUCAUAUUUCUUGUACAGAAGACCCAAGGCACCUUGCUCUCUUGUCCAGCACCACAAUCGUCACUGGUAUAGGCGGUAUGGGAAUCUGUCUCCUUUCCUACAUCAGAAUUGUGGUAGCCGCCCUGAAGAUCUCCUCAGUAGAGGGUAAGAAGAAAGCUUUGAGCACAACGGUCACACACCUUUUAGUUGUGAGUCUCUUCUACGUACCACUCAUGAUUUCUUAUAUAUUGCCAGGAUUAGGAGUGCAGGUAUCUGCUGAAGCUUACAACGUGUUGGUCAUCAUAGCCAUUAUGGUACCCCCUAUGAUGAAUCCUAUCAUCUACAGCUUCAGGAACAAGGAGAUCAAAAGCAGCAUUUACAGGCUGUGGACAGGGAAGAGAGUGAACCCCGACAGCUAUUAAUGAAAAGGUGGACAGUUCAAUGUUUUCAUUAUGUUUUGCCCACCAUGAGUGAGUGGGUUAAGAGUUUUUACUUUAGAAACACAGAAUGAAUAAGUAUACCUGAUUGAAAUGUUUGAAAAUUAAGGACACGAUGAGCUAUGAACAAUGCAAAUUAGCCGAGUUAACAAAAUUAUUCUGUUUAGAGAACUGGCCGGCAAUGGCAUUAGCCAACACACAAUUCCAUCGAGACACCAUAGCUGAGUGAUUAGAUUUGAUUUGAUUAUAUUAGGUAUACCUUAUUGAUCCCCAAGGGCUAAUUUAAUUUCAUGCCAGAGCAAAACAAAAACCAUCUUCGUCUU
Messenger RNA from Erpetoichthys calabaricus (reedfish), 1379 nucleotides. Its product is annotated as olfactory receptor 13G1-like. The record is from RefSeq and is a predicted model, not a curated record. NCBI's taxonomy places the organism in Eukaryota, Metazoa, Chordata, Cladistia, Polypteriformes, Polypteridae. Gene Ontology annotation, cellular component: membrane. The transcript has 2 exons. Gene Ontology annotation, molecular function: G protein-coupled receptor activity; olfactory receptor activity. Bases 94 to 1041 code for a protein of 315 amino acids. Gene Ontology annotation, biological process: G protein-coupled receptor signaling pathway.